Molecule: messenger RNA, 1035 nt
Organism: Pogona vitticeps (central bearded dragon)
Lineage: Eukaryota; Metazoa; Chordata; Lepidosauria; Squamata; Agamidae
Source: RefSeq, a predicted model, not a curated record
AAGGUGAUCUGGUUUGCCUUGCUUCUCCUAUGAGUCAGCUUUAGAGAAAUUGAAUUUCUGGAGAUUUUGUUAAACUAUACUGCCAUUUAAAACCUUGGAUAGAUCCUAUGAUCUGUGGAUUUGUCUACUGUCGCCUUAUACCAGUGGUGACCAACUGUCCCAUACAGACGAGCGCCAUGGAUGGUGAGGUUUAUCAGCACCAACAACAGCACCAGCUUUUUGGAGGAGCAUUUUCUGCCUUCCUCCCACCGGGAAGCCUCGAUGUCAGUGAGAUGCGCCAGGUCCCGGACAACCAAGAAGUCUUUGCUCAUCCCAACACAGACCAGAGCGUCAUCGUAGAACUGCUGGAGUAUCAGGCGGGUGUGCCGGAUGAGAAUGCUGCCAAGUACCACUUUGAGGACAUGGCUGAUUCUUCGGCCACCACAGAGAUUCUGAGCCAAGAGCCACUCUCGGUUCAUCUCCUGGUCCUUGAAGGCUGCAGCAGCGCUUGGCAUCUUACCGCCAGACAGCUGGUAGCAAAGUUCAAUGAGGAGGCCAAAAACGAGGUGACCGUGUAUUUAGCGCUACUGCGGCUUCCGCAGUAUGGAACAGACGUGCUUCUCAGCUUCAAUGAUCCCACGUGGAUUAACCCUCUCAGCAGCAGUGCGGCCCAAGGUGCCGAGAUCCCUCUUCUUUCUUCUCAGCCUCCAUGGACGGUGGAACAUUUCCAGACCUUUGUACGCAGCCUGCGACUCCUUGAUCCUGGUAUCUUUGGCUAGGGCAUCUCCAUACGACUGGGGUUCCUGGCCACCCAAACCUCAUUCCUUCUGUACUGCAAAUGUAGUAAGAGUCUUUGGACAGGACCCACGGAAGACUGGCUGAACAUCCGCCGCUUUGGCUCCCCCUGCCAGGCAUCUUUUCCCAAAAUGGAAAAGGGCAAGAAACACGAGAUGCCAAAGGACUUUCUGCCAGGAGAGAGCGGUUUUAAGGCACCCUCCAACUCCAAAGGUGGUUUUAAGCCUCCCCUUGUGGAUAAUGAGCUGCCUGGCUUCCGUU